AUGAUCCCAAUCACACCGAUGAUGCCAAACAUGUCCCACAUGGAUACCUUCGUACAGAUGCAAGGGACCCCUUACGACCACGAGAGUGACAAUCAGUUUCUGGCAAUGACCAGCGCUCCAACAAGCAUGAUAGAUUUCGACUCCGCCAAUAUGCUCCCGGACUUUAUGAGCCCUCAGUCGGCCAUGUUGCAGGAUCACACGGAGCACUUCCUCCUGCACGGUAAGAUGGGGAUUCAGACUCCAAGUCAUAUUCCCCUUCCGAUCCAUAUCCCCGAUGGCGGGACGCCGUUUCCCGCUCGCAUGGAAUUGCAGAGCCCCUAUGGUUCCCUGCAGUACCGGCCACCAGCCGGCCUCUCGCCGUCAAGUUCGUCUAGCACCAGUGGUUUGCAAGAGCCGGACGCGGUCGUGGCCGCGCAUCAUGCGUGGCCCUUUUUCCAGUGCAACCGGGUGGACAAGCAGUAUUCCUUUGCGCCCCCCAAGACAGCCGCCAUCUACCUGGAGGGUCUCGCCCAAACACUCCGGAACCAGACCACGUGGACGGCAUGGACGGCUCAGCUUGAUGAGUCAUCGCUGGACAUUUCGACAGAACGGAAGAUCGCGACUGAGCAGAUCGUAGGAUGGUCUCGAGAGAAGUUGCUCGCCAUCACUCAAAGCUUUCUUCACAAGGCGUUGGACAUUCACAAAGCUGAUCGUGCGGCUCGAGAAGACUCACCUUCCAGCCCGGACUCGAGCAGGGAUGCAUUUUUGAUGUUACCCCCGCCUGAGGUCAUGCAGUACUUCCUGAGAAGUUACGUUGUGCGAUAUGAGCCAUACUACUCGUCAGUUCCUGCUGGCCGUCUGGAUCCCAACGUUUUGAUGCAGUCGAACAACAGCAAAGCAGCAAGCCUGCUGAUCUUACUCAUGGUUGCUUCAGGCGCUUCAGCAACGGCCACAGUGGAGGCUAGAUAUGUCGCCAGCGGGUUGACAGAGGCUUGCCGGAUCUCGCUCUUCGACACCAUCGAGAAAGAUGUCCUCCAGUCCCGCGAAGUUUUGGUGCUGCGCUCUGCGCUUCUCUUCACAUGCCUUGCCGCCUGGUCGGGAGAUAAAUGGCACAUGGACAUGGCCAUGGGUCAACGCGGCAUGUACCUAGCUAUGCUCGCACAUUCUGGAAUGCUGGACACCACGGAGUCCGCAAUCGACGUUGGAAAAUGUAAGCAGAACCCUGAAAAAGCAUGGGAGGAGUGGAAGGAACAAGAAGGCAAGCAUAGACUUGCUCACUCGUGGGUAAUUGUCGAUCAGGAGAUGAGCUUGUUUUCAGACACCACUCCCUUGUUAUCAGUAGUAAACCUCCAUGCUCCGAUGCCCGACUCCGAUGACCUCUGGCAUGCAGAGACUCCAUCGGAGUGGGUCGAGCUUCUUGAGAAAGUCCACGGCUCGACAUACCAGAGUCCUGCCUCCGUCAAAGACUUCUUCACCGGAUUCGUCGACGGCGACUUGGCUGGGAAGGAACUUUCGCCGACCCAGCUUCGUUUGCUGUUGCAUCCUAUUCAGGCGCAAGUCUGCCAGCUGCGUCAGUUUAUUGCGUGUCUGCCUGACGGCACCAACCAUGCCAAAGCAUCGCGUGCGAUAUCCAAAGCAGCAACCAUGGCUCGGCUAGAGGAUAUCUCUUCUUUGCUGCAGCACUGGUACUCCAUCAGCAAGCGAAGCUUCGCAGGCAACAAAGGUACAUGUUGGACGACUUGUGCCAAUCUCAUCAUGUAUCACCUAAUAUCGCUGAAUGCCAUAACCAGCUUCAAGGACAUUGAGCAGUUCGCUCGCCGCGAGGUAGCGCUUGGCUCGUUCCGGUACGCGUCGUGGUUGCAAAUGCGAUGUAUAGACCAGGCGGAAGAAGCCUUGUUCCAUUGUGGACAGAUACUUCGCUUGAUUCGAUCGAUGCCACGUCCAGUCCGGCCGCCGUGGUGGUCAGGUGCAGUGUAUCGAGUGGCGCUGACAGGCUGGGCAACCAGCAUGGCCAGCAGCGGAAACGGUCGCUUCUCACCAACGCACGCCUCGGCAGAGCCUGACAGGCCAUUUGCGAUCGACGACCUCACUCCUGAGAACGAGGCGAUCAGCAGAUAUAUGAAGUACCAGGAAGGCACACCCAUGCUCAGCCGCCCUGAUGGGUCCCUUGCCCCAAUGGAUGUCCCUUCUAACGUCCUCCAACACUGCAUAGAAGUGUUGGAGGACGACUCCUCGAUGCGACUGACAGACGGCGUCAAGCGAAAACUCCGCAUCUUCAUGGCCAACUGGAAAGACAAUUGA
Messenger RNA from Cladophialophora yegresii CBS 114405, 2280 nucleotides. RefSeq lists its product as uncharacterized. The coding region runs from base 1 to 2280 and encodes 759 amino acids. The transcript is spliced from 4 exons. Gene Ontology annotation, molecular function: zinc ion binding; DNA binding. The record is from RefSeq and is a predicted model, not a curated record. Gene Ontology annotation, biological process: DNA-templated transcription. Lineage: Eukaryota; Fungi; Ascomycota; Eurotiomycetes; Chaetothyriales; Herpotrichiellaceae.